Messenger RNA from Saccostrea cuccullata (small rock oyster), 725 nucleotides. RefSeq lists its product as uncharacterized. Lineage: Eukaryota; Metazoa; Mollusca; Bivalvia; Ostreida; Ostreidae. The annotation marks the transcript as partial. The transcript has 3 exons. The record is from RefSeq and is a predicted model, not a curated record.
CCUCAAGCUCACAGACUUACGAGAGUGAUGACAGUUAUACCACCCGAGUGAAAUGUGCUAGGUUUUGUGAAGACCGUGUAUCAGAAUGGGAUAUUAGUAAAUUAGAAUCUUUUGGAAUCAUAUAUGACGACAAAGCAACAGAAUUAGCCGAUUUAUAUGAAUCAGCCCUGAAAGACUUGUACUUGGUACUUGGUAUCGAAGAUCUUGCUGAGUUGUGGACUAAACUUCUUGAGAUUAAGGAAAUUCUGGUGGAAUCAACUAAAAAGUGCAUGCAGAGCUUAGAUGUAGAUGAAGAAUUUUCUGAUAUUGAUUCAUUGAGUCCAUUUGCUGUUGUAAAAGAAACCGAAAAAUGUCUACAAGCAAUUGCAAAAAUUAAAGAUGAAAUGUCGGCAAAAGGAUCUACUUCAUCAUUCGAUAAUCUCUCCUGGCACCUUUUUAGCUUUUGGCAUACAGCUAUUUUGGAGUAUGUUGAGUAUUAUUCUGACCUAAUCAGAGAGUGGAGUUCCCAUGGGAGACAUGGAGUGGAGGGGGAAUUCUGUCAGCUUCUGGUCUUCUUCAGCAGGAUAUUCCUAUUGAACUCAAUGAGUGGAGAUGCUUCACCAGAAGUGACAAUGACUCUUGAUGGAGUAGAUACAACCAGUGUACCAGAUCUAAGAUACAAGUUACAGGGAGAUUGUACACAUUUUAAAACUAAUCCAUCUCUGAUGACGGCAACUGUUGGAGAG